Molecule: messenger RNA, 1749 nt
Organism: Athene cunicularia (burrowing owl)
Lineage: Eukaryota; Metazoa; Chordata; Aves; Strigiformes; Strigidae
Gene: HLF
Product: HLF, PAR bZIP transcription factor
Exons: 3
Coding region: 138-770 (210 amino acids)
Biological process (GO): regulation of transcription by RNA polymerase II
Cellular component (GO): nucleus
Molecular function (GO): RNA polymerase II cis-regulatory region sequence-specific DNA binding; DNA-binding transcription factor activity, RNA polymerase II-specific
Source: RefSeq, a predicted model, not a curated record
UCGGUAAAGAAAAAGACAAAGAGAAGAAGUUAGACGAUGACAGCACCAGUACCACAGUCCCUCAGUCAGCUUUCUUGGGCCCAACAUUAUGGGACAAGACACUGCCAUACGAUGGAGACACUUUCCAGUUGGAAUACAUGGACCUGGAAGAAUUCCUCUCAGAAAAUGGCAUUCCACCCAGCCCAAACCAGCACGAGCAUAGCCCACACCAGUCAGGUCUCCAGCAAGCUACCUCAGCAUCACCUUCUGUCAUGGACCUCAGCAGCAGGGCUUCUACUUCAGUCCAUCCAGGCAUGGUGUCGCAGAACUGCAUGCAGAGCCCGGUCAGACCAGGUCAGAUUUUGCCAGCAAACCGAAACACACCAAGUCCCAUUGAUCCUGAGACUAUCCAAGUUCCUGUUGGCUACGAACCUGACCCUGCAGAUCUUGCUCUUUCCAGUAUUCCUGGCCAGGAGAUGUUUGACCCUCGCAAGCGCAAAUUCUCUGAAGAAGAGCUGAAACCCCAACCGAUGAUUAAGAAAGCUCGCAAAGUCUUCAUUCCAGAUGACCUGAAGGAUGACAAAUACUGGGCAAGGCGUAGAAAGAACAACAUGGCUGCUAAGCGCUCGCGGGAUGCCCGCCGGCUGAAGGAGAACCAGAUCGCCAUCCGCGCCUCCUUCCUGGAGAAGGAGAACUCUGCUCUCCGCCAGGAGGUGGCCGACCUACGGAAAGAGCUGGGCAAAUGCAAGAACGUCCUUGCGAAGUACGAAGCUCGACACGGCCCCCUGUAAAUUCAAGGGGGAGGAGUGGGGUUUUUUUCUUUUUUCUUUUUCUUUUUUUUUUUUUUUUUUUUUUUUUUUUUUUUUUUUUUGGUUGCAGGUUGGCAUUUGAAUAGAUGGACAAUGUGUUUCCUGUUUGAUAGCACCACGCCCAAACCAACCUUUCUGUCUUCAGCACUUUACCAGAAGCAGAAACAAAACUGACUUAACGUUUUUGUUGUUGUUGUUGUUGUUUGCGUAUGCGUGUACCUACGUAUGUGUGCACAUGUGUGUUCACACGUCUGUAUCUGUGUGUGUGCUUGUGUGUGUGCAUGUGCGUGUGUGUGUGUGUGCGUGCGCACGCAUCUCAGCACUUCCCAUUUUUAUGAAGCCCUCUUCGAAGGGUGCCACAUUUUUACCUGGACUGAUGAGAACCGCCAUAGUAAGCUUUUUAUUAUAUUUUUUCAGUGCUGCUUCAGAGUAGGGUUUUUAUGUUAUUGUAACCAGUUCCAUCCUCCUGAUUUACUUGGAAAGAUCCCAGUAUAAAUUAUAAAAAAAGGAAAAAAAAAAAAAAGAAAAAAGAAAAAAAAGUAGAUCUCAGUUUUUUCGAGAGUAACAAGCUAUUGUUAAGUAUGUCUAAUCAGAAAAGUUAACAUGCUAAUAAAAUGCACAAAUAAUAAUUUAGUACUACACUGCAGAAAUAUUAAUUUAUAGAUUGCUUUUGUUGUAUUUUAAGUUUUGGUGAUAAUUGUCUUCAGAUUUAAAGUGCUGUUAGACUGAGUUAGCUAUAUCAUUAUAGAUCCCAUAAUGGCUUCUCUAUAGCUGUUAAGGUUCCUUUCAUUUCCACAGACCCCAGGUAGUAGGAGUACUAUCGAUAGAGCACAGAGUGUGUAUUUUGCACUGUCUGUACCUGAAGCAAUAAUCCUAUUGUACGCUAGCGCGCAUGCUGCCCGGAUGUUCCUAGUGGACGUAGGAUGGUUUCCCUACCCAAGAGGAGUUUUAAUGUCUUUAA